AGCUCUGCUAUGCUUGUUGAUGUGUUCAAAAGCCUUUUCUACGGGUAAAACAGUAAGAGGCAUAGCCAACAACAUUUCGUUUGCAAACUUUAUUCGACAUGAAGGCUUAAAGUUACAAUCAACUCCUUUGAAGACGAUCAAUGUCAAGUCAUCUGUUGAUUGCCUUAUCGAGUGUGCAUUUGUUGUUCAGUGUGUUUCUACCAAUGUUAAUGUCACUAAGGAUGUAAAGAAUCUGGUUGAAUGUCAGUUACUGGAUAAACGCAUGUACGAACAAAGUUGGAUUCAAGUUAAAGGUGUUGAUCACUAUACAAUACCGAGCAAGUGCAGCGUGGACUCGUGUAAAACAAUGGCAUGUGCAUCCCUGUUAAUGACAGCUAUCACUGCAAGUGUCUUCCAGGGACGAAAGGGAAGGAAUGUCAGAUUGAAGAUUUCCGYGACUGCGCACAACGGUUUUCUGCUGGAUUCAAGAAGAGUGGUGUCWACCAACUUACUCUGCCCACGAAGGCUAAUAUUCAAGUCUAUUGUGAUAUGGUAACUAGCGGUGGAGGGUGGACUCUAAUCCAAAGAAGACUAGAUGGCUCGGUUGAUUUUUUUCUUGGAUGGAAUGACUAUAAGAGAGGAUUUGGUAAUAAGUUCGGRGAAUAUUGGUUGGGACUGGAAGCUAUCCAUGUCAUGACGUCACGUGGCGGUUACCGGCUACGCGUAGACUUGGAAGAUUUCGAAGGCAACACGCGAUAUGCAGAGUACAACAUCUUUUCUGUAGCUGGAGAAUCAGACAGUUAUCGUCUUACAGUUUCAAACUAUUCAGGAAAUGCUGGAAAUUCUCUUCGUCAACACAAUGGCUACAAGUUCUCUACUAAAGACAAGGAUAAUGAUGCUARUCCGWAUGGAUCGUGUGCCUCACAGUUUUCUGGUGCGUGGUGGUAUUUUCUUUGUCAUGACUCGAAUCUGAAUGGUCUCUACCUUAACGGAACAAAUGAGCAAUAUGGAAAAGGUAUUACCUGGGCAGACUGGAAAGGACUCAAGUAUUCUUAUAAAAAGGCUGAAAUGAAGAUUCGCCCAAAUAUCGAUACCUGAUAAUCAAAMGCAAUUUGACAACUAUCAUACCAGAGAGA
Exaiptasia diaphana is the source of this 1115-nucleotide messenger RNA. RefSeq names its product ficolin-1. The coding region runs from base 352 to 1077 and encodes 241 amino acids. The record is from RefSeq and is a predicted model, not a curated record. Lineage: Eukaryota; Metazoa; Cnidaria; Anthozoa; Actiniaria; Aiptasiidae. The transcript has 4 exons.